Messenger RNA from Podarcis raffonei (Aeolian wall lizard), 3336 nucleotides. It is a transcript of the gene CPT2, whose product is annotated as carnitine palmitoyltransferase 2. The record is from RefSeq and is a predicted model, not a curated record. The transcript is spliced from 3 exons. Lineage: Eukaryota; Metazoa; Chordata; Lepidosauria; Squamata; Lacertidae. Gene Ontology annotation, cellular component: mitochondrion. Gene Ontology annotation, biological process: fatty acid beta-oxidation. Gene Ontology annotation, molecular function: carnitine O-palmitoyltransferase activity. The coding region runs from base 1540 to 3162 and encodes 540 amino acids.
GUAAUUGUGAAACCUGCUUUGCAUUCUUGGUAUCUGUUCCUCAAACUGCUUGCUUGAGAACAUACUAGAAUCUGGCACGUUAGAGGGCGCACUCUGAUCAUUAACUCUUCUGCAGCUUGCUUACUUGCAUGCAUCUUUUGAAUGCUCAACAUUUGAUUCUCUGUGGCAUGUCUAAAUUGAUGUCAUUAAAAAGCUUUGUGUUGAAGGUAGUAAGUAUGAAAGUUCAUUCACACUUGCAAGUCACCCCGAUGCUUUAGCCAGCUAAGUGAUAAACAGGCAUGUUUAUCAUUAACCUUAGUUAUCAUUAACCUUAGUUUCAGGUUAAUGAAGCUGGAUACUCUCUGAUUUGAAAUGCUCUUGACAAUGUUACAAUCAGUACUCCAAAACAACUGACUUAUCUUUUCCCCUGAAAUAGCAAGAUGUCAUGGAAACAUCUUCACCUGGCAAGUAAUGUUGACCCAGACAUACUCUUUAAAGUACAGACAACCAGAAUCAAAGUAUCAACAACAUAAAAGGUGCACGGUCCCUUGAGCACAGCACCAUUCAUUACUUUAGGCACGUUUGGUUCUGAAGACUUCAUUCUGCAGUGUCUUGUUUCUUGGUUUACAAAGUCUAAUAUCGACUUCUAAUCCCAUAAGAAUAUGAUGUCUUGGACUAAAAGGUCAUUUUAUGCAGAGAGAGGGAGAAUUGGUUGCAUAGGCAGAUUCCUGGAGCUGUGUUGAUGGCUCCAGCAUUGGAACUUGAGGUCAUAGCUAACUGCUAGGUCACUGUGCAUGCCGAGGGCCUCAGGCUUAAUCCCUGGCAUCUCUAGUUAAAGGAUUUCAGGUAGUACAUAGGCACCACCUCUGCCUGCGACGUUGGAGAGAUGCUGCUAAUUGGAACAAACAGUAGUGAACUAGAUGGGUCAGUGGUCUGACUUGGUAUAAGGCAACCUCUUGUAUCUCAUCUCUUGCCUUGGAAAGUGGCAAUGAAGGAAAUGGGAAGGAAAGCUUACCACUACAAUAAAAUAUCCUAAGUUGUCUCCAGUGUAGUACUAAGUCCAUCAGUGCAAGGAUCUCUGCUUGUGCGAUGGAACAGUCUUCCCCUUUGUGCCACUUAAAUUUAUUCUAGGGGUUCCCCCACCCUCUGGAGCAGAUUUGGUGAGGGUGCAGUGUGGGUGGGUGGAUGGGAUGAAUUAUUGAAUGCCGCCUGUGUAGUUCUUAAACGGAAAGCACAAGGAAGGGAAAUAGUUGCUGCGGUGAUCCAAUGAGUGCCUCAAACCACAUGUAAAUCUAUUUCAGGAUGUUGAAGCAAGUCCCACCUUUGGAGAAUCUAGUCAAUACUAUAAAAUGGCUUGCCUUUGAGAAGGCAGGCAGGAUGACAGAGAGAGAGAACAGCGUUUCUUUUAUCAAAGAACAAGAAAGAUGAAAGAUGCAGACAGCAAGACCAGAGAAUAAAGAAAAGGAGACGGCAAAUUUAAUAGGACAAAAGUGAUUGAGAGACAGAGACAGAGGAAAGAAAGCAAGAGAAUGUCUAUAGUGUUUAGGUCCCUGGUUUGACAUGUACUUACGGGCACGUGAAUCGGUGGUUUUGAACUUCAAUCCGUUUAUGGCUUUCAACCCUGACCCCAAAGCUGAAUAUAACGACCAGCUUGUGAGAGCAACUAACAUGACAGUUUCUGCUCUGCGUUUCUUGAAGACUCUCAGGGCUGGCUUUUUAGAGCCAGAGGUUUUUCAUCUCAACCCAUCCAAAAGCGACACACAAGCUUUCAAAAGGUUCAUUCGGUUUGUGCCUUCCUCUCUCUCGUGGUUUGGUGCCUAUAUGGUGAAUGCCUACCCACUAGACAUGUCCCAGUACUUCAGGCUUUUUAAUUCCACACGGCUGCCUAAGCUCAGCAAGGAUGAGCUGUUUACAGAUGAAAGCAAGCGGCACUUAUUAGUGCUUAGAAAUGGAAACUUCUAUGUGUUUGAUGUUCUAGAUAGAGAUGGGAACAUAGUGGCCCCUUCAGAAAUUCAAGCACACCUAAAGUACAUCAUUUCCGACAGCAGCCCAGUUCCAGCCUUCCCUCUUGCUUGCUUGACUAGCGAAAACAGGGAUACAUGGGCACGGCUGAGACAAGAGCUACUUGAGAAUGGCAAUAAGGAAGCUUUAACAAAGGUGGAUUCCGCAAUCUUCUGCCUGUGCCUUGAUGACUUUCCAAUUAAAGAUCUCAACCACUUGUCCCAUACUAUGCUGCACGGUGAUGGAGUCAACAGGUGGUAUGACAAAUCCUUCAACCUUAUUUUAGCCAAAGAUGGCACCGCAGCUGUUCACUUUGAGCACGCCUGGGGAGAUGGUGUAGCUGUACUCAGAUUCCAAAACGAAGUGUUUAAAGACAGCACCCAGUUGCCUGCGAUUGCUCCAUCAUCUCAGCCUGCUACUGUUGAUUCUGCCGCAGCUGUACAGAAGCUGAGCUUUAAAUUGAACAAUGCCUUAAAAGAAGGAAUUACUAAGGCCAAACAGAAUUUUGACGCCACUGUGAAAACGCUGACUCUGGAGGCCAUUCAGUUUGAAAAAGGAGGCAAGGAGUUCCUAAAGAAGCAGAAGCUGAGUCCUGAUGCUAUAACGCAACUUGCCUUCCAGGUGGCUUUUCUACGGCAAUAUGGCCAAACUGUUGCCACCUAUGAAUCUUGCAGCACAGCAGCAUUCAAACACGGUCGCACUGAAACCAUCCGUCCUGCCUCAGUUCAUACAAAAAAGUGUUCAGAGGCUUUAGUCAGGAAUCUGCCCAAGCACAGUGCCGCAGAACUGCAGCAGAUGAUUGCGGAGUGCUCCAAGUUCCACAACCAGCUCACAAAAGAAGCUGCUAUGGGUCAGGGAUUUGAUCGACACUUGUACGGCUUGCGGCAUCUGGCAGAAUCCAGAGGUAUCCCUGUGCCAGACUUUUACCAGGACCAAGCUUAUGCCCAGAUUAAUCAUAACAUUCUCUCCACAAGCACUCUGAGCAGUCCUGCUGUGAAUAUGGGUGGAUUUGCACCAGUGGUGCAUGAUGGUUUUGGUGUCGGAUAUGGAGUUCAUGACAACUGGAUUGGAUGUAAUGUUUCUGCCUACCCGGCUAGGAACGUGCAAGAAUUCCUUCAGUGUGUAUACAAGUCACUAGAGGAUAUUUUCAAUGUUUUGGAAGGUAAACUUGGUAGCAAGUAAGACACAACAGGGCUAGUCUUCUGAAAUGAAUCUUCAGCCUAGAAUUUUUGUACAGCACCUACUGCUUUGUAAUUCCUUGGGGGGGGCGGGUGCAGCUUUCCAGGGGAGAAAAUCAUGAAUUUGAUUCUGCAUGCACAGCUCAUUCUAAUAAUAACGUUUAGAAAAUAAUUCUGC